AGUUCUGAAUUAGUUGUGUUCAUUGUGGUAUUUUACUUGACAACGUUUGAUUCGAAUCGGACAUAGUUUGACCAUUUACUUACUGAUUUAUAAAAUCGAAUCUACCCAACGUUUCAUUAAAUUAUUUGUUUUACUAUUUUGUGAGAAAAAAAUUGAAAACUUUUUCAAAAAUCCAAAUAGUUUGAAAGCAGUCGAAUUUAAUGUCAUAAAAAACAAGUGUGUUUUUAUAACAAUAAUUGAGCAGUAGUUCCGAUAUCAUAUAUACAUUAUCAUUUGGAGAUUUCUGCAAUAAUUUCGAAAUUAAUGAGAUAAAAAGUGAACCGUCCGAUUCGAGUUAGGUCCAUAUCAUUUGUUUCAAGCAUAUUCAAUUUUAAUCAUCAAAAGAUGAGAUUUACAUUCGUAGUCAUGCUCCUAGUUGCGGCUUGUGUCAUUGAUAAAAGUGUUCACGCAUCCAGUGACAAGGAGGAGUUAUUGAUAGAAUAUUCCGGACACGGCAACUUGACUGCCAUUCAAAAACUUAUCGCCGAAGGUGUUGAUAUUAAUGCUCAAAAUUACAUAAAUAGCACAGCACUUCAUGAGGCAGCUCUUUGGGGUCAUGAGAAUGUAGCUCGAGCUCUUAUUGAACAUGGCGCAAAAGUGGAUGCUGAAACCAAUUUAAAAAUCACACCACUACAUGAUGCAGCUUAUCAUGGCCGUGAAAAUGUAGCUCGGGCUCUUAUUGAACAUGGUGCAAAAGUGGAUGCUGAAGACAACAAUAAACAGACACCACUUCAUCGCGCAGCUGCUUGGGGACAUCUGAAUGUGGUUCGAGCGCUCAUCGAACAUGGUGCAAACGUGAAUGCUGAAGACAACGAAAAAACGACACCACUUCAUUUAGCAGCUGCUAGGACGGCAAGUGGUUCGGAGGAUAUAGUCCGAGCUCUUAUCGAACAUGGGGCAGAAAUAGAUGCUGAAGACGAAUCUGAAAGGACACCCCGUAAAACAGCCGAAAUAUGGGGUAAUACGAAAGUGGCCCAAAUUCUGAAGGAAGCUGAAGACAAACCAAAAAUGUGAAUAUAAAUGAAGCGGAUAGAGUAUGCUGCAGUGUUAUGUUGCAGAAUAUAAUUUUUACAUUAUGCAUAUGCGAUUCGCUCAAAUGUUUUUUUUUACCUCUGUAUGCUUCAAAUGUACAAUGCAAGAGCUGACAAAUAAUUUUUUCAAUUCAAUUAAUUAAAGAGUACGGUUUGCAUGGUGCAUUAAA
Molecule: messenger RNA, 1240 nt
Organism: Sitodiplosis mosellana (orange wheat blossom midge)
Lineage: Eukaryota; Metazoa; Arthropoda; Insecta; Diptera; Cecidomyiidae
Product: 26S proteasome non-ATPase regulatory subunit 10-like
Exons: 9
Coding region: 385-1053 (222 amino acids)
Molecular function (GO): protein binding
Source: RefSeq, a predicted model, not a curated record